AUGUGUCGCUUUCUGUUGCAGGUGGAAGGUGCUAAAGGUGCUGCUGGAGCGCAGGGUGGUUGGUUCGAGUCCUCCCGCGAUAUCCCUGGAAAGUGGGUGUUCCUGAAAGAGGUGACCUUCAAGCACACAGUCCCCAAGAUGGAUCACUUGAUCUGCUUCCUUCCUGGUGCCUUAGCGCUUGAUGUCUUUCAUCACGCAGUCCGCCGACUCAACGUGACAGCAGUGCAACCGCAUCACCUGGACAGAGACCGUGCAGUGGAGCUGACAUUGGCCCACAAGCUGAUGCAGUCGUGUGUGCAGAUGUACUUUCGCACCGUGACGGACUUGGCUCCUGAGAUCACCCGAUUUAAUGGCCACGGCCUGGAGGAUGACCACGGCUCCAUGCACAACAUCCUGAGACCAGAAACUGUCGAGAGCCUUUUCGUCCUGUGGCGGACGACCAAGCUCCAGGUUUAUCGGAACUGGGGGCAGAGGUUACUUUCUGCUUUCUAUCGCCUCAAGACGAGCUACGGCUUCGCAAGUUUGCACAACGUCAACCAGCCAUCAUCCAAGCGGGAUGACAUGCCUUCCUUCUUUCUAGCCGAAACACUGAAGUACCUGUUCCUGCUCUUCUCCCCAGACUCCGUCCUCCCCUUGGAUCGCUUCGUUCUCAGCACGGAGGCUCAUCCCGUGCCGAUGAUGGGGGCCAUGUCCUCGCUGGGAGUGGAGUGGCCCUGCCAAGCUGGAGGCCUCCGGGCCCGGGCGGCCCAGGCGGCCCAGGCGGCCCAGGCGGCCCAGGCCCAGCAGCCGGAGCAGUCGCAAUCGCUUCCAAACGGACAGACGACGGAGGAGCUGCUCGAAGCCUUUCGGAUACUCUCGCAGUCCUUGCUUUCCCGCGCGGAUCAAAACGAUAGGCCCGUGGCAGCCCUUCACCAGCUUUCGGCUGAGGCUGCCACCAGCUCGGAUUUGGGCUUGGCAAAGGGCCAUGCCCCUCUUCCGCGUGAGAGGUGGCACGGGACCUCGGAUGCCAGCAGAACGGAGGAGACGGUCUUCCUGGACCUCCAGCUUUGCUUCAAUUCAUCUGUCGACCUCACUGCCAUUGAGUUCUACGCUGAAGAUGUGGUGCCACUGCGAAAUGGAGACUUCGGAUGGCGAAUUGUCCACCCCAUCCCGAGUAGUUCAAGCUCAGCGACGCAGUGGCUUUGCCGACAUUUUCCAGCGACCGCCCCGUGA
This is a messenger RNA of Symbiodinium sp. CCMP2592, 1212 nucleotides long. Lineage: Eukaryota; Dinophyceae; Suessiales; Symbiodiniaceae. The record is from the annotation of a GenBank genome assembly.